Molecule: messenger RNA, 974 nt
Organism: Coregonus sp. 'balchen'
Lineage: Eukaryota; Metazoa; Chordata; Actinopteri; Salmoniformes; Salmonidae
Source: the annotation of a GenBank genome assembly
AUGGUAUGUUCUAGAUGUUUGGGUCAUAGAGCUGUAGAGCUAAAUAAUCAUAUGGUUUAAUACUACAUAUAGAAGUCAAAAAGGCAUCUAAACGCUACCUGAGAAAUACCUGUCUGGUCGAAACAUGUUGCAGUAUGCUGCCACCUGCUGUAAUAUUAGGCUGAUCUGCUCCCGCCUGUAUAUUAGUCAAUAUUUUGGGUUCUCUAAGUUCAUCUUAAUCAUACCAAUCCUCCUCUUCAGAAGACGACAGCUGAUUUUUUGUUUUGUUACAUACACUCAUUUUACAUACAUGGCACUUUAAUGUUUGUACACCAUAGUUACAUAGCAUAGUUAAAGUGAAUGUGUCUUUUUAAUUGAUCCUACCUGCUAUUUAAAUAAAGGUGAAAUAAAAAUAAAUAAAACAUUUAGGGGCUUUUUUCCACUGACUUCAUUCAUAGUGUCAAUAAAAUAAAUAUCCUUCCCUUUAGGCCCCUUACCCUGGGAUGGAGCAGCCGCCUCACCACCCGUUCUACCAACACCACCCUCCUCCUCCCCAGGCGCACCCCCCCUACGCUGGGCACCACCCUGUACCACAUGACGCCCGCUUCAGGGAGAAGAGAGUCGUCCGCUCCUUCAGCUCCAGCCUGGUAAAGCCCUUUGGGCCCGGGUCUAAAGUAGUGCACUAUAAAGGGAACGGGGGUGGUAUUUGGGACACUACCUUUUGUCUGUCAGAGUUUAACCUGAACACCACCUCUCUCUCUCCCUCUCUGCAGCAUGACUAUGACAUGCGGGUGGAUGACUUCCUGAGACGGACCCAGGCCGUGGUGACCGGUCGCCGCAGCCGACCCCGAGAACGAGACCGGCAGAGGGAGCGAGAACGGCCCCGGGACGCCCGCCGGGACCGUGACAGAGACCGUGGACGCGAGCGUGACCGGGAGAGAGACAGGAUCAGGGAGAGGGAGAGGGAGAAGGAGAGGGGGCGCUACAGGAGAUAA